AUGAUAAUAAAACAUGCCUGUUUUGUUUUGUUCCUCUUAUUAGUUGGCUACGGAAACUCUUCGAAAAUUUUGAUACAUAAUCCAAUAUUUGGAUUCAGUCAUGUCAAAUUUAUCAGUAAACUCGCAGAUAUUAUCGCGGACCAUGGUCAUAAUGUGACCCUCUUCCAACCCUAUCAUCUCGCUCUGAAAAAUUUAGAUGGAUUAGUGAAAAACCAAAAUGUUGAAAUCCUCAACUAUUAUCCCAGCCAUUACGAUGAACUUCUGAAAAAAGAAACGCAAACUUUUCCUAUGUUUUGGGAUUCUCAUCUCAUUGGUAACCCAGUUUUAAGAGCUUUCAUGCUUGCUCCAGUGCUAGGAGGAGAGUUCAAAAAAACAGCGAUGGAGGUUCUUUCCGAUAAGAAUUUGAUCAAUGAGUUGAAGAGCAAAAAAUUCGAUGUGGUUAUGGCGGAGACUUGGGAAUUGAGUGGAAUAUGUAGGAAUCUUAAACUGCAAUCAGAAAUUCAGAGUUUCGAAUUUUCAGACCUUGCUCAUCUCCUCGACAUCCCAUGCAUCCCAAUGAUGUCUACAGUGCGUUAUCCCAUUUUCAAUCAAAUUUUCGGUCAGCCAUCUUUUGUGGGACACGUCCCUCAGAUGGGCUCCGUGGGUGCUCCAGAAGCUGGAUUCUUUGAUAGGCUCAACGAUGUCUUUGAAACAUUUUGGGGAAUUAUCGCACAGGAGAGACUGAAUAGCUACCAGAACCAAUUCAUUGAAGAAGCAAUUGGAAGGUCAGUACCAUAUUGGAAAGAUCUAGUGAAGCAGUCCCCAAUUUACAUCACCAAUUCGAAUUCUUAUCUGGAUUAUGCUGUACCUACAACUGCUACUAUUGUUCAUGUAGGAGGGAUUACAAUGGAUUUGAAGAAGAUGAAAAAUGGGGAACCACUAUCAGAAGAAUACGAGGAGAUCUUGCAAGAAAGAGAGUCUACAGUUCUGAUAUCUUUUGGAUCAGUGAUUAGAUCGUUUGAAAUGCCAGAGAACUUCAAAGCAGGCUUGAUAAAAAUGUUCGAGUCCCUUCCAGAUGUCACAUUUAUCUGGAAAUAUGAAAAGGACGACACUGAAUUUAAGAAGAGGCUUCCCAAAAAUGUCAAUCUCAAGAAAUGGGUCCCUCAGCCUGCACUGUUAGCUGAUCAUAGAGUUAAAGUGUUUGUGACCCACGGAGGAUUAGGAAGUAUAAUGGAAGUGGCAUACACCGGCAAACCAGCAAUUGUGGUUCCAAUUUUCGGAGAUCAAAAUCACAACGCAAACAUGUUGGCAAGACACGGAGGAGCACUUGCCUAUAGCAAAUUUGAUCUACCAGAUGGAAAGAAGUUGGCAGGAGUUAUCAAAGAAAUGAUCUCUAAUCAAAAAUACAAGCAAAACGCCGAAACAUUGUUCCAUGUUAUAUCCAACCAGCCAAUCGACCCCACUCAUAAUUUCUUGACCCAUUUGGAUUUCGCCAUAAAGUUCCCAAAUCUUCGAUCUCAAGUUCCUGAAAUCAAUCAAGUCGGACUAAUUGCUCAUUACUAUUUGGAUGUCGUUUUGUUCCUUUGUAUCCUUGGCAUUGCCUUUGCCUAUUUAUCUUUCAAACUGGUUAAACGAAUUUUGAGACGGUUUGCGGGAGAAAAGACAAAAACUGACUAG
Molecule: messenger RNA, 1656 nt
Organism: Caenorhabditis briggsae
Lineage: Eukaryota; Metazoa; Nematoda; Chromadorea; Rhabditida; Rhabditidae
Gene: Cbr-ugt-12
Product: Protein CBR-UGT-12
Exons: 4
Coding region: 1-1656 (551 amino acids)
Molecular function (GO): UDP-glycosyltransferase activity
Source: RefSeq, a predicted model, not a curated record